Molecule: messenger RNA, 2904 nt
Organism: Symbiodinium sp. CCMP2592
Lineage: Eukaryota; Dinophyceae; Suessiales; Symbiodiniaceae
Source: the annotation of a GenBank genome assembly
AUGAGUCGCCUGGUGGCUCCAAAGUUGUUGAUUCCCUCUUUGGGAUUAGGCCCAUUGGGCCAAGGGGAACCGGAACGUGACCGUGACUCCGCCUUUUCGCCAGCUGAAUUCGAGUCUGCUCCUUCGUCACGGCCAAGCUCCAACUUGGCUUCGCAAAACAGAAGCAGGCCUUCGCACCCACGGGGUGAUGCACAUGCAUCUCGCCCGAUAGCUUCGAUACAGUCCUUCUCAUCAAGGUCAGAUUCCAAAGAUUCGUCUCUGCCCUUGCCAUUCUCGCGAGGUCCAGAUCCGCUGCAUUCCACAGGAAGUGCAGAGAGCGAAGUGGUCAGUCAACCUGAUCCAAUUAGCCCAAGCAGCGCCCUAGGUGGAGCGAUCUCCACUUUCGGGGCUCCUGCGGAAUGGUGGCAUGAUUCCAUCAUCCUGGGCAGGCUGAGUGCUUUGGCUCUGCGAUACUUUGCUACAAAGGCGGUCAAGAAACCGUGGAAAGCUUGGCUACGAUACCUCGAUGCCGUCCGCGACAAAGAAGAGGGCCGCUUGCGCAGCCAGCUGCAGCUUGCGCUGCGCUUGUGGAGACGGCGCACGGUGUGGCAUGGACGACGUCUGGCGCCAAAGCGUCCUCUGCUGCUUGCCUUGCAGAGGAUUACACAGACACACUUGGCACCGGUUUGGGGGCGGUUGCGUCAGGCCGUCUUUGCGCAACGAGACGUGGAGCGCAGGCUUCGAGUGCUGCACCUGAUUCGCCGGAAGAUGAUGGAAACCAUGGCUCAGGUGCACUACUACCAAUCGCUGUUGCGACUCGGGCUUGCGGCACUCUGGCUGGCUGUCAAAAUGAGGGACACGUCUUCCAGCUCCGUUGCAUCAGCUCCUGUGGUAUGCUCGAGCCGUCACACCCAUGUGCAGCAGGUUUUGAGCCGGGCUUGGCGCCGCUGGCGCUUCGCGACACACAUUUCGGAUGGAGCCAACCAUGAAUCCGAGUCCAUCCAGCAGGAAGAAAGAACUGCGCUGAUCGGCCAAGAUGGUACAGACCAGCCGCAGGUCGUGAAGAGGGAUGCCGACAGCUCUGAUGAUGAUGCUUUGAGUACUUCUAGACGGUGUCGCUUCACCACCGGCAUGUUCUUGCUUUGCGUUGCUGCGGCGAUUCUGAUCUUCUAUCCGAAUGCGAUGGCUCAUCGACAUUUUUCGAAGACUCUGGUUGGCCUAGAGGAAUGGGAGCAAAUCCCGAACAUUUCGGGUGUUAUCAAACGUGCAGAAGGUUUGGAUCCGGCCAAGACACCGCGGAAUCUGCGCGACCUUUUCACCCAGUAUGGGCCAUACCAGGAUGGAGAGCUACCUUGGGUAAGAACGCAAUGUGUUGUUGAUGCCGUUCAAGCAUCGGCAUAUCUGGUGCAGGCAGUGGUUUUCUUGUAUCGAGCCAUAGACUACCAGGGUCUCGAAUGUCCAAAAGACACUCCUUCUGGAUGUGCUGUGAGUAUCGCUGGCUUUAUCGCCUCUAUAAGCUGGGUGGCAUCGUACAUCAGCUUGGCAGCAUCGUCCUGUGGGGAUGCGUUGAACUCGGGGGCGCUAUGUGCUGCUGACUGGACUGCGCUGAUGGCCGAUUUUGCAGAAGUUGCCUCGAGUGGUGCAGCAGUCAAAAACGAUUGUGACUUCGGAGGGAAAAUCAGUGCCUUGCUCCUCCACAUCGAUCGCAAUCGCAAGACACAUCCAUAUUAUCACUGGGAGCAAUUCCUCCCAGCUGGUGCUGGGCCAGCCGUCAUCAUGGCGCGCAAGAGACAUAUGGGCACGAUGCGAGACUUUGACGUCACACAGUGCGUCGUGGAUGUGACGAACGCCGCAGCUUUCCUCGUACGGGCGACGCUGCAAGUUCACACGGCAACACUUGCUUGUCCCGAGCCAAGGGCCUGCAGCAUAGACAUCUUGGAUGUGAUCUCUUCGUUCAGCUGGAUCUCACGUUUUAUAUCUCUGGCCGUGACAGACUGCUCUGUUGGGGGCAGCCAGAAGGCACUAUGUGGUGCACAAGUCUCAAACUUGGUCGCGGCAGUUGCACGAGCCAACAACGUGAAGGAAUUGACGGAGAGGCUCGGCUACGCAGCGAACGGGCCUGAGAGCCUGUCGAAGACACGGCUCGGGCUGAUGCUUGAAUGGUCGCAAAGGAUCCUCCACUCAAGUGGCAGAAUGUGGCUCUCAUCUGCUCAGUACCAGGAGCGAGAGCUUGAGGCCUGGCUGACUGGAGAAUGCUCCACACCCAGGUCCAUGAUCCUUGCUGAGGCCUUUGAGUCAGUACCUGUGGCCGAAACCGAAAAACUGGUUUCAGCCACGGCAAUGUCAUCUCCUUCGCCAGACCCCCUCCGCCGGCACCCCUUCCUCGCAGAAGGAAGCAGUGGGCUUCAGGUGCAGGCUGAAGAAUCUCUGUUGCUGCUGGACGACCAGGCAGUGGAUGUGGGUGUGGUCGGACGACAGGCAUGGCUUCAAAGAUCCCGCAAGCUGAGUACUGCGCAGAGGUCCAGACAGCUUUCGCAGGUGUCAGGCAAGAGCUGCAAAGGCAAAGACUUGGACAUGCACCGGCGCCAUUCCAGCGAGGAUUCAGGCGCCGCUCUGGCUGCUCCCAGCGUGCCAGACAACAGGCAACAGAGGACCAACUCCAGCGCGUCAUCUGACGCGGAGGUUGACUUCAAUAUUUGGACGGAUGGCAGCCGACCGGCAAAGACCAGUGCGGCGCCCAUGGCGUUGGCAGGGCACACAGGCCCCCCAGCUUUCAGCGGAGAGCGUGCAGUGGCCGACAGAAGUGACAGUUAUUGGGCGAUUCGGCGGACCAUUUGCAGACCAUCGGCUCUCGGAUUGCGAAAACCUCUGCACAGCACCAGUAGAGCAGCAACUGCAUGCAACAUCCAGCAUAUCAGGGCAUGA